Messenger RNA from Benincasa hispida (wax gourd), 924 nucleotides. NCBI's taxonomy places the organism in Eukaryota, Viridiplantae, Streptophyta, Magnoliopsida, Cucurbitales, Cucurbitaceae. The record is from RefSeq and is a predicted model, not a curated record.
AUGGAGUGUUGUAGGCGAAAUCCAACCACAUCAAUCGGAGUAGUAGCCAUCUCCCUUCUCCUGGUGGCUGUGGUGGGCAUCCCUAAGACGGAGGCUGCCAAAACCCGGCCACCGGUCGCAUUAGAAAACCACGGUGGGCAGAUGCUUAAAGGCAACCUUGAUUUAUCACUGGUGUUCUAUGGGCAGUUGGGGCGGGUCCAGAAGAGCACGUUGAGAUCGUUUUUGAGGUCUUUGAACCAGCAUGGUCCGGCUGGGUAUGGUUCACAAGUCUCGUCCUGGUGGCGCAUGGUUAGCGCCUACGUUCCUGGUGGUGUGGAAAUCAAAGUCAGGGUGGCGAAGCAAUACGUUGAUCCUAGAUACUCUCUUGGAAAAGUUUUGACUCGUGAUUUCAUUAUGAUUCUUGUCAAAAACGCUGUCGCUGGAUUGUCUCGUGCCGUCCCCGUGAUUGUGGCAGCUAGAGAUGUUUCGGUUCAAGGGCUUUGCAUGGGGAAAUGUGCAGAGCAUGGAGUUAUUGAUGGGAUUCCUUAUGUCAUUAUUGGGAACCCAGUGACCGAGUGCCCAGGAGCUUGCGCAUGGCCAUUCCACCGAGCCGACUAUGGUCCACCAGGCGCCAUCCUCAAGCCACCAAGCGGCGAUGUCGCUGCUGAUGCCAUGGUUGUUUCAUUAGCCUCUGGCUUGGCCUCCGUUGUCACCAACCCCUUCCAAACAGGCUUAUUCCAGAUCGGAGAGAAGGCUAACAUGGUCGAGGCCUCCACUGCCUGCCCAGGCAUGUUCGGCACUGGAGCCACCCCUGGCUACACCGGUAAAGUCGCCGUUGACCCCCGCACUGGCGGCGCUUACAAUGCCGUUGGGUUUAGGGGCAAGAAGUUUCUUCUACCUGCUCUUUGGAAUCCCAAGACUUCCUCUUGCUGGACUGUCAUGUAA